AUGGCUUAUGUACGUGUCAAACGGAAACCACUGAUUUCCCGCUCGAAAGAUGUGGACUGGGAAGAGGCGAGACGGAUCGGAAAAGGGGAAGGAGGAGAGUACGCCAACGAGGAGAGGAGGAGUGACGAGAGGACCAGACGCGAACUCUGUCCAAAUGAAGUGGACUUACGGCCCUGCACAUGCUUCAGCAAUUCAGACGGCGAUUCGACGGUGGAUUGCUCGGACGUCGCGACGAGCGGGGAGAUCUGGUCGGUCUUCAAUAGGGCCACCUGGCCCUCCAGUCGACUCCAGCAAUUCUUCCUGUCCGUCAACACCAAGUUGAAGGAUCUUCCCGACGGGGCAUUCGGAAACAUCUCCUUCGCUUCGAUGGAUCUGACCCUCACCAACCUCAAGACGAUCGCCCCCUCGGCCCUCCUGCCCUCCCGGGACCGACUCGUCCAGCUGGCCGUCGUGCACAGCAGCCUCGAGGAGUUUCCCUUCGCGCUUCUUCCGCGAAUGCAGCGUCUCCGGAUUCUCCAUCUCUCGCACAAUUUAUUGACCUCGGUCCCGCCCCUUCAAAGUCAGAGCCUCCAGGAACUUCGUCUUUUGAAUAAUCAUAUAUUGAAAGUGGAGGAAAGCGGAUGGGCCACUCCAAACUUGAAAGUAUUAGAUAUCGGCAGGAAUCCCCUGUCGAGAUUCCCUUCGGGAAUCCUGAAUGGCCUGGAGAAACUGGAGGAAUUCUCGUGCAGCGAAUGCCAUCUGGGUCCGACCCUUUCCAGAGGGCUGCUGGAUUUCCGCAGCAGGGCCUUGAGGGUGGUGCAUCUCGAUGGAAACAAUAUCUCGAGACUGGAACCAGGAGCGAUCACAGGCCUGCAACCUAAUACGAGUGUUUACCUACGAGGCAUGGAGAAUUUGGCCUUGUCCGAGGACAGCUUCCGCCCCAUGCUGGAGGUUCUUACGGUGGGAAAUGGGGUCCUUAUACUCGGGAGGAAAUUAUUCGGUUGCGAUUGCGACAUUGCUUGGCUGGUGGCCGAUCGGACGUUCCUGAGGAGCAUCGAUGGAGGCUGCUCGAGUGGAAAGGAGUUGAAAGACUUGGAGUCGGAUUCCAUGAAAAACUGUCCUCGACCUUGUCCUUAUUUGUGCGUCGGUCGCACAUUCAUGUCCCUCUGCACACCAGGGACAGCAAUUCUAUCGAAAGUGGAUGACUGUCGAUCUAAUGAGGUGGAGACCGAAUCAAAAGAAAGAGCAUCAGGACCCUCACUACCCUCCAAUCCCGACCCGAAAACAGAGCGCACCCCGUGCAGCCCAACGAUCGGUUUCUGCUUGAGUAGUCGACACUCAUAUUACUGCGCAGCUGAAAAUGAAUGGGAAUUGACGGAUCUUUAUUGGUGCUCUGGAGACCUUCUUUGCUGCGCUUCGAAGAGUGCCGUGGAGAAAAGGAAAAUGGAGCUGCUCUCCAACAAAAAGGGACCCAUAGUCACGGAUGGGAGCAUUGGGACAACUCUGUCCAAGCCUCCAUGGUAUCGAAUUGCAGGAUUCGAUUUGCGGGUUCCACGGACGCCAUUUUUACUCCACCGCUUUGCUUUGCUGAGCACAGAUGCAAUCCAGCAAUUGAGGAAGGUCAACAUAACCAUCUUAGUUUUGGAAAUGAACAAGAAAAAUUUUACUGAUGAGGAAGGUGGCACAGCAAAGUAUGUUGCCAAGAGUUACCUCUGAGGGUGGCCAUGGCAGGCUGCCAUUUAUGAUGUCAAACGAGGAGAUAUCAUUUGUGGUGGGGCUCUCAUUCACGAGGAGUGGGUCCUUACCGCGGCUCUUUGCCUUACAAUUGAUGGUACCUCAAGAGCUCGGAACAAAGAUGAUUUAAUCAUUUACCUCGGAAAACACUAUCGGAUUAAUUCCCUGGAUGAUGAAUUCGUGCAACAAAAACAGGUGUCCAGUAUCAUCCUGCACGAAGACUCCAGCGUCUUGAAUUAUGACUCGGACAUUGCCCUGAUAAGACUGACUAAGCCGGCAAUUUUAACCGACCGAGUGCAGAUAGUAUGUCUCCCAACUGGAUUUGAUCUGUUGCAGCAAAACCUCGAAAAUGGAAAGCAAGGAUGGGUUGCUGGUUGGGGUGUUAAUGAAUAUAAUAUCCUCAGUGAGGAGCUGACGGAUGUGGAGAUCCCAGUGUUAUCCAAUCGAAAAUGCAUUCAGGACACCGUUCAUUUUACAGGCGACCCAAUGAUGACAAUAACCCUCACGUCGAACAUGUUUUGUGCAGGGUACGACAAGGAAACUUCUCUUGAAGGUCUGCAACCGAAUACGAUUGCUUACCUGCGACGGUUGGAGAACGUGUCCUUGUCCGAGAAGGUCUUCCGCCCCAUGGUGGAGAUUCUUUCCCAGGGAACUGGAGUUCUCGCGCUCGGGAGUAAAUCCUUCCGUUGCGAUUGCGAUAUCGCUUGGCUGUCGAUCGAUCGGACGUCGAUGAGGAGCGUCGAAGGGGAAUGUUCGAACGGAACCGAAUUCAGAGACUUGGAUUUGGAUUCCGUGGAAAACCGUCCUCGCCCUUGUCCUUACGAGUGCGUCGGCAACCGACUCGUCUCCCUCUGCGCAUCGGGGACGGCGAUUCUCUCGAAAGUGGACGACUGUCGAUCUCACGAGGUGUGUUGUCGACCGGACAUACCAAAAGUCAAUGCGAUAACGACGACGACACUUCCAUCGAAAAUCGAGUGUCCCGUCGGUUUCUCAUGCGAAGAUGUACAGUCGGUGACCUCAUUCCAUCAGUGCAACUCGUCUUUCACAUGUCCUUCGGCGAAGCAAAUUUGUUGCCAGACCCAAGAAGACGAAUGUCCGCCCACGCAUUCCUGUAUUCAUAGUGCGGCUAAAGAACUGUGUGAACCGGGAACUGCGAUAUCAAUCACGGCAUGCGGUCAUAAUCGUUCAUGUUGUAUCCCGAAGACGGACUCUCAGACCAUUCCGUCUCACAUAACUUGCGAUCACAAUUGUGUAUCGUUGCCGAACGUCCAUGUCUGCGUUCCCGGGACCGUUAAGGACGGAACAGAAUGCAAGCAGAUGGAAGAAUUUUGCUGUCAGUUGCUGGCAGAAUCGAAAGAAAGUGGAUCAGGACCCUCACCGCCCUUUAGUGAAGACCCAAAUAUUGGGCUCCCCCAAUGCGACACUACGAUCGGUCGCUGCUUGUCCGUUCACCUUCCAGGUAGAUGCCGGAAUGAUGGUGAAAGGGA
Molecule: messenger RNA, 3200 nt
Organism: Darwinula stevensoni
Lineage: Eukaryota; Metazoa; Arthropoda; Ostracoda; Podocopida; Darwinulidae
Source: the annotation of a GenBank genome assembly